AUGGAUGGUGAGGAUGGGCUGAUCGUGGUCAAGGAGACAGGCAAGGCCAGCGGCAAGGGCAAGGGCAAGGGCAAGGGCAAGGGCAAGAGCAAGGGAUCAGCCAGCUCUACAAAGACCGACAGCCGCUCGUCGAACUCUACUGUCCACCAGAAGGUUAAGAAGCGGAAGAGAAGCUCAUCCCCAUCGGACGGCGGCAAGUCGUCCAAGCGGGCAAAGCGGGCUCAGCGGGCGUCGUCGUCGUCUUCGUCGUCGUCGUCGUCGUCAUCAUCACCAUCGUUAUCGUCGCCGCCCUCUUCGGCAUCGGCAUCGGCAUCGGCAUCUGGCUACGGUUCGUCCUCCGGCUACGGUUCGUCCUCCGACUACGAUUCGUCUGCUGGCUCUGGCUCGUCCUCGUCGGGCGCAGGGGAUCGGGUGACGGUAUACGGCGACUCGGCACCGCAUCCGAUCUCGUACUUUGAGGAUCUGGAGGGCGAGGUGAAGCCGCCGAUUCUGGCCAACAUUGCUGCCGCCAAGUACAGCCGACCGACGCUCAUUCAGCGGUCGGUCAUUCCGGUCAUGCUUGCCGGGCGUGACGUGCUUGCCUGCGCCCCGACCGGGUCGGGCAAGACGGCCGCGUUCUGCAUCCCGGUCAUCGCCAAGUUGCUGUCGAACGCGGCGCAGCGGCGGUCGAAGCGAAUCAAGAAGGCUGUGGCCGACGGCAAGACCUCGGGCAAGACGUGCUACCCGAUGGCACUGGUGGUGGCACCGACGCGCGAGCUGACGACCCAGAUUGCGAGCGAGUUUGUCAAGCUAGCUGGGCGCAAGCGGCUGCGGGUGACCGAGGGCCAUAAGCUCCGGCUGAGCGGGCCACAGCCUGUGGCGGCGGUCGACGUGGUGGUCUCGACGCCCAGGCGUGGCGCCGUCUUCCUCUCCCACCCCAACGUCGCCAUCUCGCACCUGCUCUGGUUUGUCCUCGACGAGGUCGACCGCCUCUUUGACGAAGGCUUUAUCUCGCAGAUCGACGACAUCUUUACGCUGCUCAAGCAGCACGAGCGCGCCGAAGCCGAGGCCAGCGGCGAGCACAAUGCGUCGCUGCAGCUCUCACGGGCGUUCUUCUCGGCCACCGUUCCGAGCCACGUCGAGGAGCUCUCGGGCGCGGUCUUGGUCAACGAGGUCCGAGUUGUGGUCGGCGCCCGCAUGCAGGCCAACUCGUCUGUCUCGCAAGAGCUGAUCUUUGUGGGACGCGAGGAAGGCAAGCUGCUUGCUCUGCGGCAGCUUGUGGCGCGCGGCGUCCUUCCGCCGGUCCUCAUCUUUGUGCAGUCCAAAGACCGCGCCAAGGAGCUGUACCAGGAAAUGGUGUUUGAUGACAUCAAGGUCGACGUCAUCCACUCGGACCAAACCACGCCGCAGCGCGAGGAGAUUGUGCGCGACUUUCGGCGCGGCAAGAUUUGGUUCCUCAUCACCACCGAGCUCAUGGGACGCGGCAUGGACUUUGCCGGCGUCGCCGUCGUGGUCAACUACGACUUUCCCUCGUCGACCGUUGAGUACAUCCACAGGGUCGGCCGGACCGGCCGCGCCGGCCGGACCGGCCGCGCCGUCACCUUUUUCACCGAGGUCGACAAGCCCAUGCUCCGGCCGAUCGCCACCAUUGUUCGCGCUGCCGGCGGCGACGUGCCCGACUGGAUGGUUGAGCUCGCUCGCCCGCGCCGCGACCUGCGCCGCUCGCUGAAGAAGGUCCCGCGCCGCCGCGAUGCCAUCUCCUCGGUUCCCACCGCCGCUCUCCAGGACAAGGACGCCGCGCUGGUGAGCGCUGCUCGCAAGGCCGGGCGGGUCAAGAAGCGCAGGGCCGAGCGCAAGGCCAAGCGCAAGGCCAACCGCAAGUGA
Messenger RNA from Thecamonas trahens ATCC 50062, 1863 nucleotides. RefSeq names its product DEAD box polypeptide 52. The record is from RefSeq and is a predicted model, not a curated record. Bases 1 to 1863 code for a protein of 620 amino acids. Lineage: Eukaryota; Apusomonadida; Apusomonadidae. The transcript has a single exon. Gene Ontology annotation, molecular function: ATP binding; nucleic acid binding.